AUGUCAAAGGCGUUACCGACUUACAGGAACCUGCUCCGAGCUGCGCGGGUAGCUUUUCAAGGCGACGAAAGAGUCCUGACCGCCGCACGGUCGUCUAUCCGCGAAGGCUUCCGCGCCAACGUCUCCCUCGAGCCGUCCAACCCCAAUUUCGCAGCAUCCAUCAAGCACGCUGAAGAGGUCGCGGCGAUGUUACGGCAGAACAUAGUGCAGGGAAGGAAGGAUGGGGACACAUAUAAGCUACGGAUACACGAAGACACAGAACGAGGCGACAACGACACCAUCACGAUGCCGAAUGGCCAGAAGGUCAAAAUUGAUGGAAAGACGUGCGCUGAUAAGUGA
Messenger RNA from Anthostomella pinea, 339 nucleotides. The record is from the annotation of a GenBank genome assembly. Lineage: Eukaryota; Fungi; Ascomycota; Sordariomycetes; Xylariales; Xylariaceae.